AUGGACGCAUUGCCAGAUUUCUACAAAAACAUGCAGAUAUCCUGGUACGAGCCCAAGGGCGACCUCCACAUCGUAUGCCACGAUAGGCAUUUCUACGUCUCCACGGACGUCAUGUUGCGCGUCUCGUCCGGCAUCGGCGAGAUGCUCACUCCUGAGCUAAUCGCAGUAUACGAGAAAGACACCAACGGCAAGAUAGUUAUCGCGCUUCCUGACGUUAAUCCCGAGGCCUUCGAUGUCUUCUGCAACUUGGUGUACUCUGGAAUGGAUUUGGUGAAAGCAGGACCUCAGCCCUUCCUCUUACACCCUCUACUUGAAUUCAUCGACCAGUACAAAUGCCGCGACAGGGUGUCGCUCACGGCCCAGACCUGGCUACGGUGUGACCUCGAGAGCCGACCCCACAGCGAUCUCUGGAUGAUGCUGGUCUUUGCAUACCGAAUGAACAUGGGGGCUCUAUUCCGCGUUAUUGGGAAACGGCUUAUCUCGACGACGAGCGCUCGGCCUCUUUUCAGGGACUGGGCUAGUAUUAUCGGCAACUGCGAGGCGAUGCCGGAAUCUUUCUACAAGGAGAUCCAAAAGAGUCAAGACCGCCUCCUCGCCAAGGCAGGCGAGAAGAUCUUAUACAUUCUUCGCCCGACGUACGACCACCUGGACGACGCGGAGGCCACCCAGCAGAUUGGCCGAUACACCGAAUCGCUGUUGGAGGCAGGUCUUAUGCCCGGGUCACCGAAUUAUCAGAAGAUGACCUUUACUGAUAUGCGCACUGCCGCGUCGAGCUUACCACACGAUAUGUGGGUGACAACGCAGUUGGAUAUGAAAUUGCAGAGAUGCCUGGACCGCGAAGAAGGGCCUUGCUUUUUGUGCUUGAAGGGUGAGUACUGCGAUCUGCAUAUUGAUAAGAGAGCAACGGAAGAUUGA
Molecule: messenger RNA, 915 nt
Organism: Aspergillus puulaauensis
Lineage: Eukaryota; Fungi; Ascomycota; Eurotiomycetes; Eurotiales; Aspergillaceae
Exons: 2
Coding region: 1-915 (304 amino acids)
Source: RefSeq, a predicted model, not a curated record